AAAUAGAUGCUAAUGGAAAUUACACACCUGGGCGCUCCCCAUUAUGUUACAGUUUGCGUCGCUGUUUUCGUCUCUGCCGACGUCUCAGUUAACGUCUAUUGACAUAUCUGCAUUGAAUACGUUUUAGGCGACAACACCCGCGAAGAAUUUCUUUUGCAGUUUCAUGCACACAUAUCGAUAUCAAAUUAUUAUUUCUAAACGGUUACCGUAUGGUCGGUCAUGGCCAGUGAAAACAUAAUGGACGAAUUAGCAUCAUUAAUACGUACGGAAAUUCCGGAUGGUAGACAAAGUUUGCGCGAUAGUUACACGAAUUUGGAGCGCGUGGCAGAUUAUUGUGAAGACACAUAUUAUCGUGAGGAGAACAAGAAAGCGGCACUAGAGGCUACGAAAAACUACACCACACAGUCAUUGGCUAGUGUGGCAUAUCAGAUUAAUACACUCGCUUAUAGUUAUAUGCAACUCUUAGAGUUGCAAGCACAACAAUUAUGUGAAAUGGAAUCGCAAAUGAAUCAUAUUGCUCAAACGGUACAGAUACACAAAGAAAAGGUUGCCCGACGGGAAAUUGGUGUUUUAACUGCUAAUAAAGUUAGCUCACGUCAAUUUAAAAUUGUCGCACCCAUCAAUCCAGAGAAGCCAAUCAAAUAUGUACGCAAACCAAUUGACUAUUCUAUUUUGGACGAUAUUGGUCAUGGUGUCAACUCUACACAAACGCGUCAGCAAAAACAUCGUGGUUCCAGUCAUGGCUCCAUACAAUCGCUGGCAACAUCUUCGUUAGCGCCUUCUGUUGGCCCACCACCGACUACAAAGCCACCAACACCACCACAAAUGACACGCGGUAACACCGGAACUUUGGGCAAGUCUUCGAUGAGCAAUACCGGUACACUUGGCAAGAGUUCGCGUGAAUAUCGUACGCCACCAGUUGUGAAUCCACCGCAAGUGCCUUCGCACUAUGCACCAAACUAUCCAAUUGGGCAUCCAAAACGUAUGUCAUCGGCUUCUUCAAGCACAACAGUCACUGGCAUCAGUAGUAUUGGUAUGAGUGGGGGUGGCAGCACCACGGGUGCUACAACCGGUGGCGGCAACGAACGCGAACGUGGUGGUGGUUAUAGUGCAUUGCCAAUGCCGCCCAGUCAACAGAUAGCAACACAUGUCAAUUUGCCGUCAGCUGGUAUGAUGCAAUCAUUGCCACCACCACCACCAACAACGUACGAUGACCGGAGCAGUAUGCCACCGCCACCAUCACCACUUACUGUUUCACAACAUGAGAUUACCGAACAAAGUCACAUUGGCAUGCAUACUUUGGGUAGAAAUCAUAAUAGAAACAAUUUCAGUGUGAACUUUGCACGGCCUGGCUCGCAAUCGCCACCUCUGCCACCUCCACCACCACCAGAGGAGGAGCAUCAGGACUUUGGGCGCCCGCGCACAUCAACUGGGCAAGGACAGUUAGCACCGAUUGUGCCGGAAGAUCAAAAUUUACCCGGUUGGGUACCAAAGAAUUACAUCGAAAAGGUUGUCGCAAUUUACGAUUAUUAUGCCGAUAAAGAUGAUGAAUUGAGUUUUCAAGAAAGUUCGGUGCUAUAUGUGCUAAAGAAGAACGAUGAUGGCUGGUGGGAGGGCGUCAUGGAUGGUGUGACCGGUCUAUUUCCCGGCAAUUACGUUGAACCGUGUGUGUAAACGUGUACAAGUGAGAAGCGUGUCGAGAGCACUUAGUGAUUUUUAACUGGAUUUGAAGGAAAAAAAAAAUCACAUAAGUGCAUUUAUGUAUGUACACUGCCUAAAUUGAAGUGUUUAUCCGCAAAAUGGUAAAGAAAGUAUGCACAUACAUAUGUAUAUACAUACAGUCAUACGUGCAUACAUUAAACGACACAAGAUAUUAGCACUUAAUAUUAUUAGGUGGCAUUAAAUGUUAAACAAUUCCAAUUUCAAUAGCAUUUAUAUGCGUGGUUUAGAAUCAAAUAAUUAAUUAAGUAUAAAUGUAUGUGUCUAAUGUGGAAUGUAUUGUCCUUCGGUAAGAGAAAAGAAAAAGUACUCCUCAUGUUGUUUGUAAUAUGCAAACUGAGACGUAACAAAACGACAAAUACCAAAAGGAUAUGCAUUAAACAUAUGACAUUUUAUAGCAUUUUUUACAUUAAAAAAAAGAUGAAAAAUAUAUUUGAACCCUAUCCACAUAAAUGAAGCACAGAUAACUAAAGUAAUGAUACAUAAAUACUAGAGAACAAUAAUACUUAUAUACUAGCUGCAAUUAACUGAAUUAAUUCAAUUACAUACAAACGUAUUUUAUCAAACUUAUAGUAUUUGUGAAUGAGGCGCUAAAAUGCUCGCAACAAUUCUUUUUAUACGCCUACAACCUUUUAUUAAUAAAUGUCCUUGAAUUAUAAAUACCUAUAAUCCUGUAAUGUAUGUAAACCUUCAUAUAUAUACGUCUGCGUGUGUUUUCAUGUGUAAUGAGUAAAGUAAGUGGGAUAGCGCAAUGUUCCAUUAAAAGCAAAAAUUGGUUGGUAGGGAAUGUCUGAUAAACGCAUUUAAUAUGUACAAGCAUUUACCGCAAAAUAACUGGUUUCUUGAAAAAAAAAAAAAAUUCGCACACAGCGCCGAACUAUUUUACUUUUAUAUUUAAUUUCAAAUAUUGGCGUUUUGUGUAAACAAAUUAUUUGCAUAAAUGAAAUACUUUAUUACCUCUUGGUAUAGCUUAUGCUCAAUUAUUACAAUAUAUGUAUGUAUUAAUAACAUUA
Messenger RNA from Ceratitis capitata (Mediterranean fruit fly), 2732 nucleotides. RefSeq names its product abl interactor 2 (gene Abi). The coding region runs from base 220 to 1674 and encodes 484 amino acids. The record is from RefSeq and is a predicted model, not a curated record. Lineage: Eukaryota; Metazoa; Arthropoda; Insecta; Diptera; Tephritidae. The transcript has 7 exons. Gene Ontology annotation, molecular function: SH3 domain binding.